Messenger RNA from Necator americanus (New World hookworm), 1272 nucleotides. RefSeq lists its product as uncharacterized. Gene Ontology annotation, biological process: positive regulation of mitochondrial translation; ATP biosynthetic process; AMP biosynthetic process. Gene Ontology annotation, molecular function: bis(5'-nucleosyl)-tetraphosphatase (asymmetrical) activity; guanyl-nucleotide exchange factor activity; rRNA binding. Gene Ontology annotation, cellular component: mitochondrial inner membrane. NCBI's taxonomy places the organism in Eukaryota, Metazoa, Nematoda, Chromadorea, Rhabditida, Ancylostomatidae. The record is from RefSeq and is a predicted model, not a curated record. Bases 1 to 1272 code for a protein of 423 amino acids. The transcript has 12 exons.
AUGAUUGGUAGGUUUGCUGGAAAACAUUUAGUUGCCAGGGCCGCUGGGACGAAAACCGAAACUGUGUUGAGGAAGAAAGCGAACACAGCGCUGUACGGGUGUGGCUUGUCUGCCUCGGGUGCAUUAGCCAUACCUCGACUGGUGGUCAACGAUAAGGUCGUAACUGCCAGAGAGACGCGUAAACCUCUUCGAAUAAGUCAGUUCAAUACAAGAGGGAUCAAACAUAUAGCAGCUGGCUUCGGAUUUUCAUUGUUUGCCUCCAAAGACAAACUAUACGGUUCUGGACUGAACAACAGAUUUCAAAUUACCAGCCAUAUUCGCGAAGAGGAUAUGAGGGGUCAAGAGUACUAUAUAAGUGCGAAGCGGAUACAAUUGCCUGUCCGGACCACCAUACUGUCAAUCUCAUCAGGUCGAGCACAUUCGUUAGUUGCCACCACAUCAGGUGUUUAUGCUUUUGGAGACAACGCACAUGGGCAGUGCGGACAAAAUCCUGAAAAGUAUCGCGAAGUGCAUGGGUUAAGGGACUCUGCUCUCCCAACAGUGGAAAUUCCUAGCGAUUCUCCUAUAAUUGAUGUGCACUGCGCUCUGGAUACCUCGUUUGUCCUCUCGAGAAAUGGAGAAGUCUUCUCUUUUGGUUUAAACGAGGAUGGCCAAUGUGCAAAUGGCGAGUAUGGGAUACAGUGGAAGCCGUCAAAAAUAUUAGGCGAUGCAGCUGACGAGAAGAUCAUCUCCAUCUCUGGUAGCUCUGACACUCUGUUGGCACUUUCUGCGAAUGGUGAAGUUUUUAUCUGGGGCCAAUGUGAGUAUGGACAGGCCGGUAUAGGAAAUGACACAAUUCAGUUGAACUCAUCACGAUUCAUUCCAUUUCCUCCUGGGAAAAUAACAUCAGCGGGAUCAACGGCAAGUUCUUGCGUCGUUAACACGGAGUGCGGAGAGGUCUAUGUUUGGGGGGUCGGAUUGCUUGGAAUGGGCCCAGCUACACAGAGGUUGGAUCGUCCAACGUUAAUGGACCAACCUCUUUUCGAAAAGAAGAAGGUCUCAAUAGUGUAUGCGGGAAAUACAUCUUUUGGUGCCAUCAAUAGUUCUGGACGAUUAUUUGUAUGGGGUCAAAACAGGUACGGCUUGCUUGGAUUGGACCAUGGGAAAGAUCAGUACUUUCCGUAUCAAGUUUUCUUCCCAUAUGAUGUGAAACACGGGAGCGAAGCUAAAACCACCGAAAGUCUGAAGUCCGGCUUUAGCCGGACAUUGAGAUCUCAUUCCGCUUAUGUCUAA